AGAGAAGAGAGGAUCGGAGGGUCGAACUUGAAGAACUCCAGGUUCCUCUCAGUGAUACGGAGUAAGAGUGAAAGAAAGUGAGAUUUUUUUUUUCAAGGAACGAAGAUGGAUUGAACACUGGCUAAUACGGAAACUCGCAUUCCAGAUUCCAUUUGUGCUCCUCCUUCAAUCCAAUUUCACGGCGACAGUAUUCUGGGCAAAAAAAUUCACGCCUCCAUUUUCAAGACGAGCUAGGAUUGUUCGUGUAUUUGGUGAAUUCGUGAAAGCAAUUGCGCGAUUGACUACGCUGGAGGAAGAAUUAUUUGUCAUAAAGAGGAAAAUGGGUAAACGUAAUGCUCCACUUCCAAAGGAAAAAAAAACAGAGGAAGACAUUGUUAAGGGAAAGGGCAUGUCUACAAGGGCAGGAACACGAACGAAAACAACUGCAAGCGGGCUAAAGGCAGUGGAAGGUUCUUCCCGUGGAAAGAAGAGAAAAGUCUAUGAUGCGGAGAGUAGUGGAGAGGAGGAGCCACGUACAGAGAGCAACGAUGAUGAUGACGUCGUUAGUAUUCAUAACGUAACCACUACUAUUAGACCGAAGUUGAGUGUAGGUGCUUAGGUGAAGAAAUCGGAGACUGUUGUGUCAACCAGGCUGAGGAAAGGCGGAGUAAUGCAUGAGAAUGAUAGGCUUGAGGUGUUUUCAAAGUUGUUGUCACUGUUGGAUGACAUUCGAAGGGAAGUAGUUAGAAAAAUGGGGUUUGGAGCCCUCCUCACCCUAAAACUGCGUAACCUGUCCCCGAAAUUUGCCUACUGGUUAGUGACCAGGGUAGAUGGUGCUAAUGGGGUAUUCUAUGGUGGGGGUGAUAUGGAAUUCAGCCUAGUUCCCAUCCAACGUAACUGCGUUUUGGGGCUGCCUAUGGGUACUCAACCUGUACCGUCUCUUAAUGACAACCUAGACACGCGCCAUAGGGAGAUAGCAGACCAUAUUGUUCAGAUGUAUGGGGAUAGUGGUGGAGUUUCUGUUCAGAAAGCUUGGGAAUUUGCAGUUGGGAUGAGGGAUGGACAGGGUAAGGCGGUGGGUACUCUUGUCCUAAUUGUAACAAGAGAGGAGGACUUUGAAUUAAAAAUAGCAUUUAUGAUUGUUAUACUAGAGUUGGUGUUGUGCCCCAGCACAGACGGGUUUACCUUGGCAGGGAGGUUGUUACCUGCCGCAUCGGUAGCACCGGAGUCAAAUUCAUAUGAUUGGUGCACGUGCUGUUUAGAGUGCUAAAGAUAUGGUGCAAAAUGUUUGCGCGUCAGUUUGAUCAGCAUGGAGUUGUGUCCGGUUUGGGGGCUGCAGCCUGUUUUUGACGGUAUUCUACCUGGACCACCUGAAUGUGGUGCCUAGGCAAUGGUGUUUUAUGCCGAGGGUGGCUGUGUGGUCCCAAUCUGAUGUCAAUGCCCUGGUAGAGGCAGACAAGAAAGCUGGAGGUGACUAUGGAAGAACUCAGUCUGUUGAUGUUGUUUACGGCGAGAGACACCAUCCUCGAUUGCCAAGAGAUAUGCGGGGUUCCUACACCGCAAACGAGGUUCUGAAUGUUUUAACAACCCGAUUUGAGAGAAUCGAGGAGCAAAAUGCACAACCAAGGAGAGGUUAAUUUUAAGAAGUAUCAAACUUGAUUUGUCAAGAAUAGUAGGGGUGAGGGAUCAAGAUAGUGGGCCUAAGGAGACUCAAAGUGGAGGUACAAGUGGUGGUAGUGUGGCUGGUGUGGCUGUUGGCCCUGCUCUCGGAGGUACGCAGAAAAUUAGGCCGGCUGCAAUCCCUACAGCCACUACACAGCAGUUUGGCGUUCCGUCGCCGGUGGGUUUUGCACCGACCUUUGGUUCAACUCAGGGUUUUGGCACCCGAGGCUUUGGGUUCCCUCCGCCUUCCACUACAGUCUCUCCAGUUUUGGCGAGUGAUCCUAGAACCCCUGGUCCGUCUUCUGCGGUUUCCUCAGAUGUUCUUGGAUUUAUGGCUCCCUCUUCCUCUGAUUGUUCUGUCCUUACGAAAUCUGUGACCGCGCUACAGACUGAAGUAAUCACCACUGAAUUUCUAAAGGGAGUUCCAGUUCUUAGGAGCUCCCGGAAGAGUCGGGCUGAUAUAGAGAAGGAAUUGGUUGCUUUCAUCAAGGAGUGCCAGGGAAAUAGCAAGGAUGAAGGACCAGAGUUGAUUGAGUUCGAUGGUUUAUGUCUAACCCAAUAUCAGAUGUAUCGAAUGGUAGCAAUGGAUGAGUAUGCGGGGAUAGAAUAUGUGAGAGUGGCUAGUAAGAUGUAUACUAGCAUGUGGAAGGCAGAAUUGGGUGCCGGUAGAGGACGAAGUGUAAUGCUUGAACCUGGUUUCGGGGUUAAGGUACAAACAAACGAUCCCCCUCAGUCUCUUAUAGCCCCAUACGGUGCCCCCUCUGAAAACCUCGUCAUUCGGGAAAUGUUUGUGGUUGUAAUACCCGUGUUGCACAUGUACUUCACUCUUCCGCCGCACAAACGUUGGUAUUGUGUUGCAUUAUCCAUGAAGGAUAAGAGGAUUUGGGUGCUUGAUCCUACAUCAGACGAGCCUUUGUUAGAGCACGCUCGUUUGAUUAGCCACAUGUAUGUCAAGUUGUGUUGUAAUGCUAGCAUGGAUAAAGGACAUAGUCCAACGCAACAAAACAUCUGCCACAUUCAACCCGGUGCAAUAGAGGAUGCAAGGAUAUCACUUGCUGUUGAUGACAUCUUGUGCGAUUUGAAUUUGAGGAAAUAUGAGGUGUACGACCUUAUUUGUGGGAGGCAAGUCCGUGUGUAGGCUGUGUUUACGUGUUUGGAUUUUAGUUUUUGGAUGUACUUGGAUUACAGUUCUGUAGUUGGGCAACUCUAUUGCAUUUGAAUUCUGGUACUUAGACUGAAGUUAGUUUGGAUACUUAAGUACUUUAGUUAAAUGAUCAACAUUUGAAGGUGUAUGUGAAUAUUUCUGAUGUGAACUUAUGUAUGGGGUAUUUUCUUUUAAAUGAAUGAACAGGUAGAAAUAAGAUAUUUAUGAAUUAAGAUCUCUGAUUUGUAGUUAUGUAUGGGGUAUUUUCUUUUACAUAAAUGAACAC
Messenger RNA from Spinacia oleracea (spinach), 3071 nucleotides. RefSeq lists its product as uncharacterized. NCBI's taxonomy places the organism in Eukaryota, Viridiplantae, Streptophyta, Magnoliopsida, Caryophyllales, Amaranthaceae. The coding region runs from base 1973 to 2779 and encodes 268 amino acids. The transcript is spliced from 14 exons. The record is from RefSeq and is a predicted model, not a curated record.